Messenger RNA from Cimex lectularius (bed bug), 3645 nucleotides. It is a transcript of the gene Edem2, whose product is annotated as ER degradation-enhancing alpha-mannosidase-like protein 3. Lineage: Eukaryota; Metazoa; Arthropoda; Insecta; Hemiptera; Cimicidae. Gene Ontology annotation, cellular component: membrane; endoplasmic reticulum. The record is from RefSeq and is a predicted model, not a curated record. The transcript has 15 exons. Gene Ontology annotation, molecular function: calcium ion binding; mannosyl-oligosaccharide 1,2-alpha-mannosidase activity. The coding region runs from base 579 to 3107 and encodes 842 amino acids. Gene Ontology annotation, biological process: endoplasmic reticulum mannose trimming; carbohydrate metabolic process; mannose trimming involved in glycoprotein ERAD pathway.
CGAGCGAGAAGGCAGUGGUGACUGGCGAGUGGACCCGCCGCCCUGACGUCCGACGGCCAACGCAGCUGAUCAACCCGUGAUAUUGUUAUUAUCAGUUUCUCUCUCGGCUAUUUUGUUUUCACCUGGACUUUUAUUAUUAUUAUUAUCGUACAUUAUUGUAAAUGUUAUUAGUAGAAUUUUUCGUUUGACUCCAGUCCGGCCACGUCUCACCUUAGCCGCCUGAGGAAUACAGAGGGAAUUCGCCUUUUAUCGAACGGUCUAUGAAAAUUUCAACGUGUACUAAAUUUAGCACCAACCAUGUGGCUUGGUAGUGGUGCUUUUGAAAAAAGCCAAGACUGGAUAUGCUUUUAAAAUUGUCAAAUCCAUAAAAAAAAACGUGGCGGCGCUAAAUUUUGUUUAAUACAAAUAUGCAUGCUUCUGUGCCCCAGCGCUCCACCAAAGCCCAGCCCAUUCACAGUUCGAGGAUUUCCAACUCGCUGAGGACUUUGUGACGAUUUCUUAAUGCCUAGGCGCAAGAAUUCAAUUGUAAAGUAGUAUUUAGGGUUUGAAAAUUUAGGAGACAUUUAAAAGAGAUAGAGAUGGCUUUUCAAAAUCCUGCAUCUCUUUUGUUGGUCUCCACCCUCUUAGUUGCUUUUUUAGUAUUAGUUAAUGGCGACGAGGAUGAGAAAUUGAACAUCAUGUCUAGAGAGGAGCAAGAAAGCUUAAGGGAAGAGGCGAGGGAUAUGUUUUAUCAUGCUUAUCGAGCAUAUAUGGACAAUGCAUACCCUGCUGAUGAACUGAUGCCAUUAACAUGUCAAGGCCGAUAUCGUGGAAGUCACCCUUCUCGAGGAGAUAUUGACGAUACCCUUGGGAAUUUCUCACUGACGUUAAUUGAUACCUUGGACACGCUUGUGAUACUUGGAGACAUCUCGGAAUUUGAGCAUGCAGUAAAGCUAGUGAUAAAAGAUGUAAGCUUCGAUUCUGAUAUAGUCGUGUCUGUAUUUGAGACCAACAUCCGAGUCUUGGGGGGACUUCUAUCAGCACACAUUCUGGCAGAAUAUGUUCAACAAAAAAUCGGUGUGAUGGAAUGGUACAAGGGCGAGCUGCUUGAACUAGCCAAGGAUAUCGGCUACCGCCUCACGCCAGCUUUUAACACCACAACGGGCAUACCUCAUGCCAGGGUAAAUCUGAGGACUGGCAUGAAGGCACCUUCACUCUGGUCAUCCAGGGAAACAUGCACUGCCUGUGCUGGCACGAUGAUAUUAGAAAUGGCUGCUCUUUCCCGGCUCACUGGAGACCAUUUUUUUGAGGAAAAGGCUCAUAGGGCAAUGGAUGGUUUGUGGAAACUUAGACACCGCAGUACUGACUUAAUGGGAACUGUACUGAAUGUCCAUUCUGGAGAUUGGAUCAGAAGAGAUUCAGGAGUUGGUGCUGGCAUUGAUUCCUAUUAUGAGUACUGUUUAAAAGCCUACAUCCUCCUCGGAGACAAUCGUUACCUCUCUAGAUUUAAUAAGCAUUACUCAGCUGUCAUGAAGUAUAUCAGUCAAGGACCUAUGCUCCUUGAUGUGCACAUGCAUAGACCUACAACUAACUCUAGGAAUUUUAUGGAUGCAUUGCUUGCCUUCUGGCCUGGUCUUCAGGUUUUGAAUGGAGAUCUCAAACCGGCGGUUGAAACACACGAGAUGCUCUAUCAAGUCAUGCAGCGGCACACGUUUAUCCCAGAGGCAUUUACUACGGAUUUCAAGGUGUAUUGGGGCCAAUACCCUUUGAGACCUGAGUUUCUUGAAUCAACAUAUUUCCUCUAUAAAGCCACUGGGGAUCACUACUAUCUCCAAGUUGGUAAGAAGAUCCUCAAAGGCCUUCAACAACAUGCCAGAGUGCCUUGUGGUUAUGCUGCUGUCAGCGAUGUCCGGACCGGUCAACAUGAUGACAGGAUGGAUUCAUUUGUCUUAGCCGAAACUUUCAAGUAUCUCUACCUGCUCUUCACAGAUCCAGCAGACUUGAUCGUUGAUUUAGACAAAUUUAUUUUCACAACCGAAGCGCACCUCCUCCCUCUUGACUUAUCCAAACUGAUGACCAAUUCCUCAGCAUAUUUGUUCGAGGAUGAUGAGGAGAUCGAAGAACCGGCCCAGUGUCCGACAUCGCUGAGACUGCUCCCGGAUCAAGUGCGCAAGCCUCUGCGCAACUUUGUCCAUGACACCUGCCCAAGUGACACCAGGACAAAAAACAGGCGCCUCUUGGCAUCUCACUUUCAGUCUGGGAAUCCGGAGCACAAGAAGAUAAUAGGUGAUAUGGGAAUAAGCAUUGCACACCUAGACGACGGUAGAAUUCAGCUGCUGCAUUCCUUUUCCAAAGCAAAAUCUGUCGGUGACGCUAAAGAAGGGCUUCUAUUCAUGCAAGAAAUGCUGGAGCUUGCAAAGUCUCAAAGCCCAGAGACGUUGCCACAGGCGGUACAGUAUGUCAGCAAAGGUGUGAAGCACACUUUAAACGCCGGGCCAGCCCACUUUGGUAAACAACUACGAGGGAACCACAAAGUCAGCGGUAACAUCGACAUAGCUUUUCCGUUCAAGGCGUGCGACCCGCUUGUGAAUGCCAAAGCUUUAAAAGGGAAAAUAGUCCUCGUCCAAAGGGGUGACUGCAUGUUUAUUGAAAAGGCAAGGAAGAUCAUGCAGGCGGGUGCCAUCGGCGGCAUUGUGAUGGACAACAGCGGUGACUCGUCUAAAACAUCUCCUAUGUUCGCAAUGUCCGGUGACGGGACUGACGACAUAACGAUCCCAGUUGUCUUCCUCUUUUACCAGGAUGCUUGGAAGCUCCUAAUGGCCCUCACUGGAGAGCCGAACAUGUUGGUUACUUUAGCCGAUAGGCAGUCCUCACAAGAAGACCAACCUGAAGGAAAUGAUACAAUAGAUGAUGCUUCCGUCCACAAUUUCCUCUUUAACAAAGUUCCUACUGGAGAGGGUGAAAUAGUAGAGGUUAAAGGUGAAGAACUGAUACGUCUCUCGAACGUUAGCCCUCAGGAAUCCAACAGUGAAACCAAUUCAGCUGAGGAUUCGCUUCCAACGCGUAUGCACAAGAUCCUCUCGUCACUCCACAAGGACAAAAACCUACCGGAACCACCGAGCGACUAGUUCGACAACGGCACCGGUUCCAUUGUUUCUAGUUUGAUGUUUUCUAUUGUAUGUUUGUUUUUGUCUAAAUCAAGCUUUAAAACCACUCUGGGAAUCAAGUUGUUGGGGGGAAAUGUGGAGGCUGUUUUUCUGAAUGCCUGGAUUUUAUCGUGUGUUUCGUGGGUUAUUAAUUGAAAUUUAUAUAUUUUAUCGAAGAAAUGUGAAAUUAUAAAAAGAUACUUUAUAAAUUAAAUUUGUAUAAAUAUUACCAAAAAUUACUCAAUUGUAUUAUAGUUUGUUCUUUAACAGAACAAAAUAUUAGGUAAAUUAUUAAUAGUGUAUGAAAUUACUUAAAACUGUACAUGUGUCAUACUGAAGUUUGUAAAAAUUGUAUUAUAUCUUUACCAUCGUGUAAAUUUGAAUAAAGUUUUAAGGUAAAAUAGGUGUUACGAUGAUUUAGGCAAAUUGAUUAGGUAAUGUCAAUUAGUUAGCUUUGUGUAUAUAAGUUUUUCUUCAUUUAAUGUAAACAAAAUUAAAUAUUAAAGUUUUGUUUGUUCUA